Messenger RNA from Nothobranchius furzeri (turquoise killifish), 3286 nucleotides. RefSeq names its product G protein-coupled receptor 85 (gene gpr85). NCBI's taxonomy places the organism in Eukaryota, Metazoa, Chordata, Actinopteri, Cyprinodontiformes, Nothobranchiidae. Gene Ontology annotation, biological process: G protein-coupled receptor signaling pathway. Gene Ontology annotation, cellular component: plasma membrane. Gene Ontology annotation, molecular function: G protein-coupled receptor activity. The record is from RefSeq and is a predicted model, not a curated record.
CAGCAGUGGCCCUGUUGAGCAGAUGUUACCGUCAGAGAGACAGAGUUGCUGCUGCUGCUGCAACAAGAGACAAGACGCGUCUUGGAUCACAAAUAGGGGGAUGCAGAGCGCAUGCGCACUGCGCUCCGUUUACUGUAGGAUAUUCACCGUAGAGGAAAAAAAGGGGGACAGGCAUCAAAUCUUUCAAAAACGGCAAAAACCCGACUUGUGCCAUGUAACUACACAACAGGAGGGACGUGAAACAGGAUUAUCAACAGGGACUCUUUUUUUCCUAGGUGUGAUGAGACAAAGAAACAACGGAUGCCUUAGAGAAGAGGUUGCCUGUAUGCCUGGAAACCUCUUCAAAGCACACCACCAAAUGGAUCAAACACCUCCCCCUGCCACAUCUAGAUCAUGAUACUUGGCUGAAGCUAUCCCGCUACAUUUAUGAUCCCUCCUCCAUCUAUGGCGAACUAUAGCCAUGCAGGGGACCACACCAUCUUGCAGAAUGUCUCUCCUCUCGCUACAUUCCUUAAACUGACCUCUCUGGGUUUUAUCAUUGGAGUCGGUGUGGUAGGGAACCUCCUGAUCUCCAUCCUGCUGGUCAAAGACAAGAGCCUGCACCGGGCGCCCUACUAUUUUUUGUUGGACCUGUGCACCUCUGACAUCCUGCGCUCAGCCAUCUGCUUCCCCUUUGUCUUCACCUCGGUAAAGAAUGGAUCUGCCUGGACCUACGGCACGCUAACCUGCAAAGUGAUUGCCUUCCUGGGUGUGCUCUCUUGUUUCCACACAGCAUUCAUGCUAUUCUGCGUCAGCGUGACCCGUUACCUGGCCAUAGCGCAUCACCGCUUCUAUACCAAGAGGCUGACUUUCUGGACGUGCUUAGCUGUCAUUUGCAUGGUGUGGACGUUGUCAGUGGCUAUGGCGUUCCCUCCGGUGCUAGAUGUUGGGACGUACUCCUUCAUCCGAGAGGAGGACCAGUGCACCUUCCAGCACCGUUCCUUCAGGGCGAACGAUUCGCUGGGCUUCAUGCUCCUGCUGGCGCUAAUCCUCCUGGCCACGCAGCUGGUUUACCUCAAACUCAUAUUCUUCGUCCACGACCGUCGAAAGAUGAAGCCCGUCCAGUUUGUGCCUGCCGUCAGCCAGAACUGGACCUUCCACGGGCCAGGCGCCAGUGGGCAAGCGGCGGCUAACUGGCUGGCUGGAUUUGGUCGUGGCCCCACCCCACCCACCUUGCUUGGCAUCCGACAGAACAGCAACGCAGCGGGCCGCAGGCGUCUUCUAGUGCUGGACGAAUUCAAAACGGAGAAGAGGAUUAGUAGGAUGUUCUACAUAAUGACGUUUUUCUUCCUGGCGCUAUGGGGGCCCUACCUGGUUGCCUGCUACUGGCGGGUGUUUGCAAGGGGCCCCGUGGUCCCCGGAGGUUACCUGACAGCAGCUGUGUGGAUGAGUUUUGCCCAGGCUGGGGUCAAUCCUUUCAUCUGCAUCUUCUCCAACAGGGAGCUGCGGCGCUGCUUUAGCACCACGCUCCUCUACUGCAGAAAAUCCAGGUUACCAAGGGAACCCUACUGCGUUAUAUGAUGGUUUUGCUGGAGUUUUUUAACCGUCUAUGUCUCUAUUACCCUGAUUGAUCUUGAUCUGGGCUCGUAUCCAUUGUACAGCGCACUCUCUCUUUCCAUGUCUCUUCGUCUCAUCCUCCAGUUUCGGCCCCAGCUCCUCCUUUCUCGUGACCCUUCUCCUCAGACGUAGAGGCGGAACUGCCAAUCCCGUGGCUCUGCCGGAAUUAUCAAAUAUAAAAACAAACGAGGAAGGGAAUGGGAAUACGUGGAUGGUAUGGAUCUCUUCCUGCGUUUAUGUUCUAGUAAACAGACAUGGUGGAAGGCCAUACCGAAGCAGAGAAGCAAAAAGUUUGUUUUUUGUAUUAAUUUUUUUUGACAAAAAACACUGAAAAGAAAACCUGCUUUGGAUAAUUUGAGGAUGCUUUACUCUGUGAUGUGUGAAAUACAAAAAAAUAUAAAAAGUAGAUCGAAAAAGAGCAUAAAACAAAGAAACAAUACCUCUCAAGGAAUUAUUGGAAAUGUUUUACAGUUUAAGAGUUGCACUAAAAAGAAGAUGUAAAGAUGCUUUUUUUUAUUGGUCGAUGGUUGCCAGCUGCGUUGCAAGGACAACUUUUCCUCCAUUCUUUUGUUUUCUUCAAAGUAAAAAAAAACACACGAAUGCUUUAAUUUGCAACAGACAACAGAAUUGCUGUAAGUAAAAGCAAACCUUGGUGACUGUUGGGAUACACCAUCACUGGAGGAUAAAAUGGUUUUAAUGUAAGUGAUAUCUUUUUCCAUUUCUUGGGCGGGGGUGGGGCGCUAUGAUCGGGGUGGGGGAUUGACAACGUGUGGUGUUUUUGAAGUUGCAACUUUGAACUAGACUUUAUUUCUCGUACUUUUACGUUCCAUUAUGUCCCCGUUGUCUGGCUUUGUUAUUUUCUUAACAGUUUUUACAAAAAAAAGAGGAAAAACAAAGAAGUGAUGGGUGGCUUUUGGGUGGGGGAAUGAACUUUGUGCUUCAAAAAGACAUUGAAGAAGUAGUUAAAUGUUUCAUCUGAUCCGUGUACCUAAACACUCUCAUAUUGUUACAGUAUUGCUGAUGCCACUCCGGGUGUUCUUGCCUUAACGGAUGAUAUUGUCAUGUUUCUCGGUUUAUGUUUUGCCUUUCUUUAGGUGCAAGGGGAGUUUGUUUUUUCUGUCACACGAGCGUGAAAAUGCAUGUCCAUUUUUAAAAGCUGGUCCACUCCCAUGAGCAUCAUCACAGGCCAUAAACCGAACAGCCCUUGGUUUUUAAUUUAAUUUUUUUUUUUUGUAGUUCAGCAAUGGUUUGCAACACCCCACAGAGUGCGCCAAGCACAGGGAGUGUAUGUAUGUGUGAGGGUGUGUGUGUGUGUUUGAAUGGAUGCGAUGAUGUGUGUGGAUUAGACAACCGUCACUUCAAGACCAGAGCCUUAGUACUAAAUCUUGCACAAUUUGUAAAAAAUGUAAAAGGAAAAAAAAAAGACAUUUAAGGCACACUUGUCUUGUUUCUACUUUCCCUACAUUUGCUCUCUACUGAUUGUUUUCAAUGAUUUUUCUCUCUCUCUUGUGGCCAUUUUAAUAUUUAUUAUGUAUUCAUUUUUGUAUAUUAUAGAUAGUGUGUAAGUAUGUGAGUCUUUUAUUUUGAAGUUCCGAAUGUGAGUACAGUUUUGGUUAAGAUUGCAUUUGCUGAAAGUUAACUGUGUAAUCUGUUGCUUUUUUGAAAAUAAAACCGUUUCAAUUUUGCCAAA